AUGGAGGGUGCCAAGACGGAGAGUGUUCCACUCGUCGCCCAGACGGACGACUCGAAGAGUGUCGACGCUGUGGAUGGAGAUGCCAGCAUCUCAGGUGCUCCAGCCUUGAUGGAGUCGGCCAGCGUGGAGAGUGCCCCCGCAGUGACGGAGGCGGCCACCAUGGAGAGUGCUCCAGCCGUGGCUGAGACGGGCGGCAUGGAGAGUUGGGAUGACUUACUGGAGUAUGCCAGCUUAAUGAGCACUGCGGCCAUGAUGGAGCCGACUGGGGUGGAGAGUGUCCCUGCGAUUGCUCCAGCCGCCGUGGAGACGGGCGACGUGCAGAGUGUCGACGCUGCCGAGGACGAGACCCCUGUCACACCCCGCGUCACACGUGUUCCGGCCGUGAUGGAGCCGACCAGCUCGGAGUGCGUCCCCGCGGAGGCGGAGGUGGCCGCCAUGCAGAGUGCUCCGGUCAUCGCGGAGGCGGACGACAGGCAGAGUGCUGACGCGGUGGAGGAGGAAACCCACGCCACACGUGCUUCCGCCGUGGUGGAGCCGACCAACGCGGAGUGCACCCCUGGAGAGAUGGAGGCGGCCGCCAUGGAGGUUGCUCCGGCCGUCGUCGCGAUGCACUGCACGGGGCGCGCGCCUGCUGCGGAGGAGAUAGCCAAAGACACGGGUUCUCCGGCCACGAUGGAGUCGACCAGCACGGAGAGCGUCCCCGCGGCGAUGGAGGUGGCCACCAUGGACAGUCCUCCGAUCCUCGUGGACAUCGGCGGCAUGAGAAGCGCCUCAGCUGUCAUGGAGGCGGCCGGGAGGACGAGCGCUCCGACCGUCAUGGAAAGGGCAGCUGCUGUCAUGGAGAGGGCAGACGUCGUCAUGGAGGUUGCCGGCACGGCGAGCGCCCAUGCCGUCAUGGAGAUGGCCAGCGGGGCGAGCGCCGCCGUCGUGAAGGAGGUCGCGGCGCCAGAGGCGUUCUACAUCGGGGGCGGCAGCACGUCGUACUACAUCGGGGACGACAGCGACUGCGAGGAGGCGCAGUGCAGCGUCGGCGCCGACGCCGUCGUCGUGCCCUCGUCCGCAAAAGCCGUUGCCGCGUGGGCGGAGGAGACCGCGCAUCGGGCGCUGACAGCGGCGGCGGAGCUGGACCAGAAGGUGAAGCUGGCACUGGAGAAGGCAGAGGCGUCGGAUCGGCGGCUGGAGGAGUACCAGCGCGAGCUCGAGCUCCUGUUUGAGGCCAAAGCGCGACAGGUCGCUCUCCUGACCGCCAAGCCGUAG
Prorocentrum cordatum is the source of this 1257-nucleotide messenger RNA. NCBI's taxonomy places the organism in Eukaryota, Dinophyceae, Prorocentrales, Prorocentraceae. The record is from the annotation of a GenBank genome assembly.